Molecule: messenger RNA, 607 nt
Organism: Diabrotica balteata
Lineage: Eukaryota; Metazoa; Arthropoda; Insecta; Coleoptera; Chrysomelidae
Source: the annotation of a GenBank genome assembly
GGUGUACGUCCGAACGGCAUAAAAAAUGUAUAAAAUCCUGUUUUGGUUAGUGAAUUUUUUGACGGUUUUUCUUUUCGUAUCUGGUGUUCCACAAGAUGUUCUUUUUACAUCGCAUGUUAAGAAACAAAAGCCAACAAAUAUAUUAAAUUAUGCUGGUAAAACGUAUUAUUUUGGAAAUGUCUUUAGGGCUAACUUUUAUGGUGCUUUCCAAUUUUGCCGCCAGCAAGGAAUGCAAUUGGUCAGCAUUAUGAAUGAUGCUGAAAACGAUAGAUUAGGAAAAUUUGCAGAUGAAAUAGGCUUGCAAUAUGAGCAUUUUUGGACUUCCGGAACCAACUUAGCCAAUUCCUACAGAUUUAUUUGGUUAUCAACUGGUAGUGCUAUAGUUUACAGUAACUGGUAUCCAGGUGAACCUUCUGGACAUAGCUCAGACGGAAAGAACUUGACCGAAAAUUGCGUAGAGGCAACCAGACUAGCUGGGCCCAAAGGGCUUUAUUGGAACGAUCGAUAUUGCUUGGACGAACUAAGCUUUAUAUGCGAAAAAUAUGGAAAUGAAUGUAGAAGAUGAAUAUGUUCGCAAAAUGUAAUUAACUGUAUGUUAUUAUAUUAA